Paraglomus brasilianum is the source of this 351-nucleotide messenger RNA. The record is from the annotation of a GenBank genome assembly. NCBI's taxonomy places the organism in Eukaryota, Fungi, Glomeromycota, Glomeromycetes, Paraglomerales, Paraglomeraceae.
AUGGCUAAACAAUGGCUUAAGUGGCUAGAGGUUUCAGGUGCUCCCAAACUAGAUGUCAUUGUGAGUGCAUUGCUGAAUGGUGAACUUGAUACUUUUCAUGAUCAUCUUUAUGAAACAAUCAUCAAAGACUUAUCUUUCAAUGAUGUUGGUGGAUCAACUUUAGGCAAGAGAGCAGAAGCUUUCUAUUAUGCAUACUUGAUGGGCUGGCUUGCCCAUGCAAGAUAUGGAGCAACUAGUGGAAGUAGGAAUUGCAUUCCAAGGGAAGUUGAUGUCAAAGUUUAUAAGAAAUGUGAUGGAAAAUGGGUAUCUGUUUCUUUGACUAAGUUAGUAUUUGUGGCAAAUGUCCAAUAA